Messenger RNA from Mangifera indica (mango), 869 nucleotides. Its product is annotated as RPM1-interacting protein 4-like. Bases 114 to 446 code for a protein of 110 amino acids. Lineage: Eukaryota; Viridiplantae; Streptophyta; Magnoliopsida; Sapindales; Anacardiaceae. The record is from RefSeq and is a predicted model, not a curated record. The transcript has 2 exons.
UUUCUGGUUGAGCCAGCCUUAAUACUCGCUCUUUCUCUUCUCAUUUCCCUUUAUUCUACCUUCUCUCUUUCCUUCCUUCUUUCUUCCCUCCGAAGCUCCUCCUAUUUCCGUUAAUGGCCGCGCAAGAUAAGGGUCGGCCUUUGCCAAAGUUCGGCGAGUGGGAUGUCAAUAAUCCUGCGUCGGCUGACGGAUUUACAGUCAUAUUUGCCAAGGCUAGAGAUGACAAGAAAUCCAGCGGCACAGCUGCAUCGGCGGCCAAGCCUUCAUCACAAAGGAAUAUACCAAAACCUAAUAAAUAUCCUCCACCGGUAUGCCUCACAUUUCUUUCUGCAACCAUCACCAUUUACGCAUUUCACUUCCUCAUUGAUCAUAUAAAUUUGUUAACUGCAGAAAAAAUGGUUCUGCUGUUUCUGAAAUCCGUAAAAUGGCAACCUUUGGAGCUAUAAACAAACAAACCCUAGUGGUAUGAAGAUUUUCAUAUGUGCAUUGUGGGACUGCAAUUGGGGAAAUUUAUGAUGGGAUGAAUAUUUUUUUACUUUGUCUUCAUAUAUAUAUAUAUAUUUCUGUUGUUUCCUUUUUAUUUUUUCCAACUGAGUCCAGAAAUCCUCAUUCUCUUCAUGUUUGAUGCAUUCUAGUUGGAAAGAAAGAUGAUGAGAACGAGGGCACUGCACUUUUCUUCUUCACGUGUACGUGGGUAAAAUUAUCUGAGGACUUGACUUUGUGUUUUUAACUUUAACAAUUCAUAGAGUUUGCAGAUUCUCUGUAAUUUGGCUUGAAUUCUUCUUGAUUGAAUUUCCUUUUUUUUUAAAUUUAGGUGAGGAUAUGUAUAAAACUUCUAACCAUAUAAUUCCACUCUGUUAUUAUUGUUA